AUGGCUGCUUCAGCCAAAGUAAGUGUAGGGUCUCAUGUCUGGGUGGAGGAUCCUGAAGAAGCCUGGAUAGAUGGAGAAGUAGAAGAAGCUAACAGUGACGAAAUCACUGUUAACUGCUCUGGAAAGACGGUUGUGGCAAAGGUAAAUGCUGUCUACCCCAAGGACCCCGAGUUCCCUGAACUUGGUGUCGACGACAUGACAAAGCUUGCCUAUUUGCAUGAACCAGGACUUCUUCUCAAUCUUAAGUGCAGAUAUGAUGCAAAUGAAAUCUAUACGUAUACAGGAAAUAUAUUGAUAGCUGUGAAUCCCUUUAAAAGAUUACCACACCUUUAUGGAACUGAUACGAUGAAACAGUACAAAGGUACCCCUUUUGGUGAGUUGAGUCCACAUCCUUUCGCGGUUGCAGAUUCUGCCUACAGGAAAAUGAUCAAUGAGGGAGUGAGCCAAGCCAUCUUGGUGAGUGGUGAAAGCGGUGCUGGGAAGACGGAGAGCACAAAGAUGCUCAUGAGGUUUCUCGCAUACAUGGGAGGAAGAGCUGAGAGUGAAGGACGAUCCGUUGAGCAGCAAGUUUUAGAGUCUAAUCCAGUUUUAGAAGCUUUUGGCAAUGCAAAAACCGUUCGAAACAAUAACUCAAGUCGUUUUGGUAAAUUUGUGGAGAUUCAGUUUGAUCAAAGAGGAAGAAUCUCGGGAGCUGCCAUCAGGACAUAUUUGUUAGAGAGGUCGCGUGUUUGUCAAGUUUCUGACCCUGAAAGAAACUAUCAUUGCUUUUACAUGCUUUGUGCUGCACCUGAACAGGAAACUGAGAGGUACAAGUUAGACAAACCAAGUACAUUUCGCUAUCUAAACCAGUCUAAUUGCUAUGCAUUGGAUGGGCUUGAUGAUUCCAAGGAAUACCUAGCUACAAAGAAAGCUAUGGAAGUUGUUGGAAUCGAUUCUGAAGAUCAGGAUGCAAUCUUCCGAGUAGUAGCUGCAAUCCUUCAUCUAGGGAACAUUGAGUUUGUAAAGGGUGAAGAAUCAGAAGCUUCAGAACCUAAGGACGAAAAAUCAAAGUUCCAUCUAAAAACAGCAGCCGAACUUUUCAUGUGUGAUGAGAAAGCUUUAGAAGAUUCCUUGUGCAAAAGGGUAAUGGUGACUCGUGAUGAAAGCAUUACAAAGUCGCUUGAUCCUGAUAGUGCAGCUCUAGGGAGAGAUGCAUUAGCCAAAAUUGUCUAUUCUAAAUUGUUUGAUUGGCUCGUGACCAAGAUCAAUAAUUCCAUUGGCCAAGACCCAAAUUCAAAACACAUUAUUGGAGUUCUGGAUAUUUAUGGAUUCGAGAGUUUCAAGACAAACAGUUUUGAACAAUUCUGUAUAAAUUUGACAAACGAGAAGCUACAGCAACAUUUCAACCAGCACGUGUUCAAGAUGGAGCAAGAAGAAUAUACUAAAGAAGAGAUUGACUGGAGUUACAUAGAGUUCAUUGACAAUCAGGAUAUCCUCGAUCUUAUUGAAAAGAAACCUGGUGGUAUCAUUGCUCUUCUAGAUGAGGCUUGCAUGUUUCCAAGAUCUACACAUGAUACUUUUGCACAAAAGCUAUACCAGACUUUUAAAGACCACAAGCGUUUUGCCAAGCCAAAAUUGGCUCAAACAGAUUUUACAAUUUCUCACUAUGCUGGUGAUGUCACUUAUCAGACAGAACUGUUUUUGGACAAAAACAAAGAUUAUGUUGUUGGAGAACAUCAAGCUCUCCUGAGCUCUUCAGAAUGUUCCUUUGUCUCGUCAUUAUUUCCACCAAUGUCAGAAGAAUCAUCCAAAACAUCAAAGUUCUCAUCAAUAGGCUCUCAGUUUAAGCAUCAACUGCAAUCUUUACUCGAGAGUUUGAGCACAACAGAGCCACACUACAUACGAUGUGUUAAACCAAAUAACCUUCUUAAGCCAGAAAUUUUUGAGAACAUUAAUAUUCUACAGCAACUUAGGUGUGGGGGAGUUAUGGAAGCCAUUAGGAUUAGUUGCGCAGGAUAUCCCACAAGGAAGCCUUUCAAUGAAUUCUUGACCCGAUUCAAAAUUUUAGCUCCGGAGACUACAACUAGAAGCAAUGACGAAGUUGACGCUUGCAAAAAGCUACUAGCAAAAGUGGACCUCAAAGGUUUUCAGAUCGGGAAAACAAAGGUGUUUCUUAGGGCAGGUCAAAUGGCAGAACUGGAUGCUCACCGAGCUGAAGUUCUUGGCCGUUCAGCACGGAUUAUACAGAGGAAAGUCCUUACGCAUCAGUCUCGCAAAAAGUUUCUGUUGUUGCAGGCUGCUUCAACAGAUAUUCAGGCCUUGUGUAGAGGACAAGUUGCACGUGUUUUGUUUGAGAAGAUGCGAAGAGAAGUGGCUUGUCUGAGAAUUCAGAAGCACGCACGGAGUUAUAUUUGCCAUAAAUCCUAUAAGAGUCUGUGCUCUUCUGCUUGUUCAGUUCAGACAGGGAUGAGAGCAAAAGCUGCUCGAGUCGAACUUCAGUUUAGGAAAAAGAGAAGAGCUGCAAUCAUUAUUCAAAGUCAAAUGAGAAGAUGUUUGUGUCAUCGGCAUUAUGUGAGAUUGAAGAAAGCAGCUAUCACCACUCAAUGUGGCUGGAGAGUGAGAGUUGCUCGACGAGAAUUGCGUAAUCUUAAAAUGGCUGCUAAAGAAGCGGGAGCACUUCAAGAUGCUAAGAGUAAGCUGGAAAAUCAACUGGGAGAACUCUCUUCAAACUUAGAGUUUGAGAAACAGAUGAGGAUGGAGACUGAGGAAGCAAAAGCUCAAGAAAUCGAAGCAUUACAACUAAAGCUCAAGGAAACUCAAGAAACCAAAAGCGCAGAGAUCUUAAAAUUGCAGUCCGCUUUACAAGACAUGCAACUUGAGAUUGAAGAACUUUCAAAGGGACUUGAGAUGAGUAACGAUCUUUCUUCUGAAAAUGAACAGCUUAAGGAGUUGGUGAGUUCUUUCCAAAACAAGAAUGAUGGAGACGUAAGUAAGCUUAGUGAAGAGCGGAUAAAACAAGAAGUUCCUGUAAUUGAUCAGACCGCAAUCAUCAAACUUGAAGCUGAAAAUCAGCAGCUGAAAGAGUUGGUAAGUUCUUUGGAGGAAAAGAUCGAUGCAUUAGACAGAAAACAUGAUGAAACAAGCUCAAAUAUCACAGAGCAGUUGAAGGAGAAUGUUUCAUCUGAUUAUGAGAUCGUGAGCAAUCUUUCAGCUGAGAACGAGCGGCUCAAGGCACUAGUAGAUUCAUUAGAGAAGAAGAUAGACGGGAACAAUUCUUCAGAGGGACAAAAGGAAAGGAAAAGCAUCUUGAUAGAAGAGAUCUUGACAGAGGAUGGUUCAAUUGAUAAAGAGAUGGUCAACGAACUUGUUGCUCAAAACAAAGACCUGAAUGAACUGGUAAGUUCAUUGGAGAAGAAGUAUGAGGAAGCAAGUAGACUUUGUGAGGAGAGGCUGAAGCAAGCUGUAGAUGCGGAGACAAAGCUAAUUGAAGCAAAGACAUCAAUGCUAAGGCUUCAGGAAAGGGUCUCCGACAUGGAAACAGAAGACCAUAUUCGCCGGAAGCAGGCGCUGGCUAAUUCGACUUCCCAGAGAAUGUCACCACAAGUGUCAUUUACAGGAGCCUCGGUAAACAUUUUUUUUACUAUUUCUCAUACUUCCCGUUUAGACUUUUUUGAAGCAAUAUUUGACUCUUUUUUUUUUAACCUCCUGCAGGAGAAUGGACAUCAUGAAUCACUUGCUCCUAUACCGGCUAAAAAAACUGGGACAGAAUCUACUCGUAUUGAACAACAACCACAUGAAUUUGUUGACGUUCUUCUCAAGUGUGUAUCCCAAAAUGUCGGUUUCAGUCAUGGGAAGCCUGUGGCAGCUAUUACAAUUUAUAAAUGUCUUAUACAUUGGAAAAUAUUCGAAGCAGACAAAACCAGUAUCUUUGACCGAAUUGUUCCUGUUUUUGGUUCUGCAAUAGAGAAUCAGGAAGACGACAAUCAUUUGGCUUAUUGGCUAACAAACACAACAACUCUGUUAUUCCUGCUUCAAAGAAGCCUGAAACAUAGUCCAACUGGCUCAAGUCCCACAAAACCUCCUCAGCCAACUUCUUUCUUUGGAAAGAUGACUCAGGGUUUUCGUUCAACCUCUUCUCCUAGCCUUUCAACUGAUGUGGUGCAACAAGUAGAUGCUAGAUAUCCUGCUUUGCUUUUCAAACAGCAGCUUACGGCUUAUGUGGAAACAAUGUAUGGAAUCAUCAGAGAAAAUUUCAAGAGAGAAGUAUCUUCCCUGCUUUCUUCCUGCAUUCAGGAUCUCAAGAAACAAUCACAUGACUCAUCUGUUGUGAAAUCACCAUCAAAGUUAUCUGAACACAAUUCACCCGCUAAGCCAUCUGAAGAUAAUGAUUCACCCUCUAAGAAAACUGGAGAGAACUCCCUGAAGAAGUCAUCUGCAGAUAAUUCACCUGCUAAAUCUAAGUCAUCUGAAGAGAAUGUCGCCGCAAAGUCAUCAGUAGAUGAUAAAUCACCUAAGUCAACUGAAGAGAAGUCCCUGAACAAGUCAUCUGAAGAGAAUCUCCCCUCUAAGUCAAGUUCACCAAAACAGUUAUCUGAGGAGGAUUCACCAGCUAAAGAGGGCCAACCAGAAAUGUUGUCCGAAGAGAACUCUUGGCAAAGCAUUAUUGGGCUUUUGAAUUACAACCUCGUCACAUGGAAGAAAAAUUAUGUAACUAUCUUUCUGUAUUUAAGCUUCACAUCACUGCUUAACUUCCUUACUAAAAACAUUCUCUUUCAGGUUCCUCCAUUUCUCGUUCAGAAGAUCUUCAGCCAAACUUUCCAAUACAUCAACGUUCAACUCUUUAACAGUCUUCUCCUCGAACAAGAAUACUGCACAUUCAACAUGGGAAAGGAAGUGAAGGCAGGGUUAGAUGAGUUAGACUCAUGGUGUAGCAAAGCGACUGAAGAGUUCGUGGGAUCUUCUUGGGAUGAACUCAAGCCUACGAGACAAGCCGUAGUGCUCCUGGUUACUGAACUGAAGUCCACAAUUACAUACGACGAUCUUACAACUAACCUUUGCCCGGUUCUUAGUACUCAGCAACUGUAUAGGAUAUGUACCCUUUGCAAUGACGAAGACCACAACGAUCAUAAUUUAUCGCCAGAGGUGAUUUCAAACUUAAAACUUCUAAUGACAAAUGAAGAUGAAGAGAGCCGUUCCUUUUUAUUAGACGAUGAUUCCAGCAUCCCUUUUGAAACUGAUGAAAUCGCCAACUGCAUGCAAGAAAAGGACUUUGCGAAUGUGAAAUCAGUAUCCGAGCUCGCUGAUAACCCCAACUUCCAUUUUCUCAAUGAUUGA
Eruca vesicaria subsp. sativa (arugula) is the source of this 5313-nucleotide messenger RNA. The record is from the annotation of a GenBank genome assembly. NCBI's taxonomy places the organism in Eukaryota, Viridiplantae, Streptophyta, Magnoliopsida, Brassicales, Brassicaceae.